Molecule: messenger RNA, 296 nt
Organism: Racocetra fulgida
Lineage: Eukaryota; Fungi; Glomeromycota; Glomeromycetes; Diversisporales; Gigasporaceae
Source: the annotation of a GenBank genome assembly
UUCUUGAUGAAUUUGUUGACCAAGUAAUAGAUAUUGAUGAUCGUGUUGUACCAAAUCGACUUGAACAAACAUGGGCUUUAAGCGAACAAAUAUAUAACGCAUUUCAAAAUCCAGAUCCCAACAGUCAUUCUCUUUUUGAUUACACAACCCAAAAUACUACGAAAGGAUUCUUCAAUAUGGAAACUUGUUAUCAACAUGGAAUAGAACGUAUGCAAAACCUUCUUGCAGAAGAAGUUUACUUAACUAAAAAAAAAAAAUCAAAGGGAAGAGCAAUUAAAAACUUGGUUAAGGAUACU